UACCAGAGAUGAGUAGGGUAUUACUCUUUCCUACAUUUAUCUAGAUCGAUAGAAUUGGAUAGAAUCGAAUAGAUCUAUCGCCAGCUAUUACCUAUGCAAUUAAUAUUCUCUUCUCUCUUUCCUCCAUUCAUUAGAGAUCACUAGUAUUGAUUGUAAUUCGCGCCUUUUGAAACAUAUGCGCUGCUAGUGGUAUUUUACGGGAUCACCAACCAACUCCUGACAGUGAGGCCACCUCAGGAAUGCUCUUGAUUACAUUUUUUUUUUACACAAUACGAAAAGCGAAAAGCUAUCAUGCAAUCGUUUGCUUGGUGCUUCCUUUUUAUCGAAAUUUCAUUACUAUUAGUUUUACGGGCUAAAACAGAAAAACGGUCUGCUAAUGGAAUAAAUUAUCGUGGAACGACAUCUAGCAGAAUAUAUUGAUAUCUCUAAGUGUAAAAAUUAACAUUAAAUAGUGCGAAUCGUAUAUUUCACCUCUUACAGCCGUCUUGCAUAUUUCGAUCGUGAAAGCUGUAGCACAAUGUAUUUUCCGUCCGUGCGCCGAAAUUUAUGCUCCGUUAUUAUAUUACAAAUGUGGUAAACGCGUAAUACACUAGUUAAAUAUAUGUUCAGGAGGCUCAAACGGAGUAUAAAUGGCAGACAACGUAUAUAACGAAAUAAAUUCGCCCAAAAUAAGUCGUGGGAAGUUGAUAGUUUCUAUAAAAGAUGAAAAAUACGUUUCCUCGCUUGUGACGUCAUAAUUCAACAUGGUCCGUCUAGGUCCGGAGGAGCCUUAACACGUUACACUAUGGUAACGAUAUGUGUUUGCUGGAUAAUGUGACAUCAGUUCUUACCUGCCUCUUCGGAUCGGCCGGUUUCUUUCUGAGGGGGCGAGUUCAUUCAUACUACGUGAGAAAAAUUGCCAAUUCAUGGCUCGAACGAACUAUGGAAGCAAACUACGACGAAGACCUCUCCGAGAAUACUUUCCUGCAGGAGCUACAACAGGAGCAUGCCUUGAUUUUUCAAAGAGCCAUUAACGAGGGAUGGAUCGUUUGCGUGCCCCGUCGUGGUAGUAUCCCUAAAGGUGCUCUGGUGAAGGAUGAUAUUUUGAGUCAUGUGUUGAUACCUGGUAAAGAACAACCUGUAUCAUACUUUCAUUCGCUUUCUGGGAGAGAAGUCAAACUAUCUAAUAGAGUACUGACAAUGGAGUACGAUGUUGGUACAAACUGUUCAUCCCAUUUACUCUUUGAGGAAACAUUUUAUACAGAGGAUCUACGUAAGUAUCGUGUAUGGUGUAUCGAACAUCCCUUGCAACAAAAUUUUGUCGAUUCCAAAGAAUCAAUCUCAUUGGUAACAAAUCUGAGGGAUUGUGUAGAUUUGCUAUGGACUGAAGUGAUGGACAAGAAUAUUUUGAGAGAAUUGGAUUCCGGAAUCGAUAAUUUUCAAAAGCUCUACAUACAUUUGGAGAGUGAGACUCUCGAUAGCCAAAGGGAUCUAGUGAGGGCUUUAUAUACUAAGAGCCUUCGAACAGUAUUCAAAGACAUGAGGAUUAGAGAACGAACAACAAGCAGCCAUCAUUUUCUUCAGAUCUUAAAGAUUGCAGUUGAGACAUAUAUUCUGCAUGGUUUGCAUAAAAUUCUACCACGAUCGGUAUCAUCGUGUACAGCAUCUGAAGAUGCUGCUCUCAAUAAGACAAUAAAAAAUCUGUGUGAAUUGCAACCAAGAGAUCUUGGAAUUCGUGCGGAUCUUUAUGAUGGUGUUCUUGCUGGAAAGUUAGAACUCUCUCGUUUGGACGGGCACUUUACAGUCCUGGGGAAAUUGGGUUGUCUAAAGAGAGCUGUAGGUUUUGCUUCGCGGGGCAAAUCAUCCGUUUCGUCUGAUGACCUUUUACCGGUCCUCGUGUUCCUGGUGAUCAGAGCCGGCUUACCAAAUUGGAUCAGCCAACUUGCGUUUAUGAAGCAGUUCCGCUUCUCGGCAAACUCUAACUAUGAAACCGACGAGGCUGGAUUCCUUGUGACAUCUCUGGAAGCCGCUGUAGAGCACGUGAAAUCGGGCGUUCUCAUAGGAUCAGGUGAUCUUGAAUCGGAUGCUACGAGUCUCGACCAAAGCUCAAUGCACACCUUUCUAGAAAGCAAAAAGGAGAGCGGCACAUCUUUGAGUUAUUUAUUCAAAUGUGCACGCAAUGGCGAUUCCGUUAAAGUCGAUAAAAUAUUAUCAAAAAAAAAGUGCAAUGCGGAAAACGAGAAAAAUCUUUGUCAUCCCUUGUGCCUUUGCGAGACUUGCGACUUGCCAACUGUCAAUUCGAGGGAUGAUCGCGGUUUGACUGUUCUUCACGUGGCGUCCCUUUACAAUCGUAUUAACGUUCUCGAGACGCUUCUUUUGCACGAGGCCAACGUUAAUGAAGCGGACGCGGAUGGUCUAACGUCGUUGCAUUGCGCAGCUGCACGCGGUCAUCAAAAUACGUUGCUGCUGCUGCUGCAUGCAAAUGCCGAUCCACUGAUUGUUGACAUGCGGGGAAAUACACCACUUCAUCUGGCCGCAGACAACGGACACAAAGGCUGCGUGAAAGCCUUGCUGUAUUUUGCAGAACAGGCACGACUCUUCCUGGACCCGAGUCCUGUUAACUAUAACGGUGAUACACCGCUCCAUCACGCGUCGAAAUGGGGUUACAGUGGCAUCGUGGAGAUUCUACUGGAGCAUAACGCAGAUCCUAGGGCAAGCAAUAGAAGAGGACAAACUCCACUAGCAGUGGCACACAGUGCAGUCAUAUCUCGACUUCUCGAAGCCGGGAUAUCAUCUUAUCCGCAUUCUCACACACGAUGCAAGCCCAUACCGGACAUGUCGUUCCUGCCACCAUCUCCGCGACCAAGAAGUCUUGCGUCCUCCGAAAGUAUUUCCGAGGCAAGUACUUCCACAAGAAAAAUACGUAAGGUUGACAGACUCCUAACGGCAGUCAGGGAGAAUGACGUUCGCCUGGCGUGCUACUAUCUUGGCCUAGAGUGUUCAUACAAGAAACCUUCGGAACGGGUUAAGAAUCUCUGCCAUCCUCUGUGCAAUUGUGAGCUGUGCGCAUCCAGCGACGAUAAUUACGAGGAGAAUCAGCAGUGUUCCCCAGUGGGAAUCAAUUCGUGCGACGGAGACGGUAUGACUGCGCUCCAUGUAGCAAGUGCAUCAAGUUCCAUUGAGGUCGUACAGUUGCUUCUGGAUGCCGGUGCCGAUCUAGGGAGUAGAACGCGAUCGGAAGGAAGUACGGCUUUGCAUUUGGCUUGCAUUAAUGAUAGAUUACACGUAGUUAAGCUACUAUUAAAAAGCGGCAGCUGCGAUGUAAAUGUACGAAACAGUUCUGGUGACACGCCAUUACAUUUGGCUGUGAAAAUGGAUAAUCAUAGAAUGGUCGAGACACUCGUUAGGCAUGGCGCUGACGCAAGAAUUCGAAAUGCCAGAGGGGUGACGCCUCUAGAGGAAGCAGAGCACCGUAGGUCAGUGGAUGUCGUGAAAAUACUUAAGGAAAGGUAAAGUACUGUUUGCACUUUCCUUCAGAAAGGAGUUACGACCAUUUCAAAAGUUACUUAUAAAAACUUCAUAUGUACAGAAUGCAAUUUGGAAAUCCGAUAGACUGAUUCAUUGAGUAGUUUCAAAUUUAAGAAGUACACUUUAAGCAUACGCGAUAUGCGCUACGGAAUUGUACUAAGAAAACAAUUAUUUUGUAAUCAAGCUUGAAAUAUUUUUUCCAUUUGUUGUUUUUUUAAUAUUAUUAAUAACCGAAAACUAUAAUUAAGGUACAUGAAUUAUGUAAAAUAUUAAAAUAUAUUAUACACUACUUAUUAUUUACACCAUUAA
Molecule: messenger RNA, 3816 nt
Organism: Cephus cinctus (wheat stem sawfly)
Lineage: Eukaryota; Metazoa; Arthropoda; Insecta; Hymenoptera; Cephidae
Product: ankyrin repeat domain-containing protein 27
Exons: 3
Coding region: 796-3492 (898 amino acids)
Biological process (GO): early endosome to late endosome transport; neuron projection morphogenesis
Cellular component (GO): early endosome; neuron projection; late endosome
Molecular function (GO): SNARE binding; guanyl-nucleotide exchange factor activity
Source: RefSeq, a predicted model, not a curated record